Helianthus annuus (common sunflower) is the source of this 426-nucleotide messenger RNA. RefSeq names its product basic blue protein. NCBI's taxonomy places the organism in Eukaryota, Viridiplantae, Streptophyta, Magnoliopsida, Asterales, Asteraceae. Gene Ontology annotation, cellular component: plasma membrane. The record is from RefSeq and is a predicted model, not a curated record. The transcript is spliced from 2 exons. Gene Ontology annotation, molecular function: electron transfer activity. Bases 49 to 426 code for a protein of 125 amino acids.
AUUAAAAACACACUAAUCAUCAAAUCCUCAUCUUUUGUUUUGUGAAUCAUGGCUGUGGGAAGAGGCAGUGCAAGGGUAGCAAUGGCGGCGCUCUGUCUCCUACUGGUGGUGCUUCAAUGCGAGGUAACUCAGGCUGCUACUUAUGUUGUUGGCGAUGACAAUGGUUGGUCGUCUAACAUCGGAGGUUGGGAGGAAGGCAAGACGUUCAAGGCCGACGACAUCCUUGUGUUUAACUAUCAACAAGGAGCACAUAAUGUUGUGGUAGUGAGCGAGGAAGGAUAUGAUGGGUGCAGCGCCACCCCAAGCGACAAGGUGUACACAAGUGGAAAUGACCAAAUUACCCUUGUGAAGGGUCUUAACAACUUCAUUUGUGGUUUCCCUGGUCAUUGUGCUGCUGGCAUGAAGCUUCAAAUCUCUGCAUCUUAA